AUGCUCCAGGACCUACAGGCGAUGCGAUGCGAUGCGAUCGACGCGAACCUCGAUCUCGCCAAUGACGGCACUUGGGAGCUGCAGCGGCGUGUGAUGCGCAGCGUGGUCAAAGAAGUCGCUCGCUCACUGGGCCGCCGCAGCGAACGGGCAGAGACAGUACAAAGGAAGCGGCUCUGCUCGUCCCAAAAUCACGUCGUUCCGCAUCUCACUCCAGUCGUCGUCGUUGUCGUUCCAGCCGUACAGCCCGACACGCUGCUGCCCGUCAUCAUCAUCAUUGACCAGAAGCAUCAUCAGCCGCGCCUUGCCGUGUGCCUUGAGGCUGCGAACUGUGAACCCUCUUCCUGCACGAACCCAACAUUUGCCGUGGUGGAAGAGCCAGGCCGCCGCAGCCGCGCUCAGUCAAUCAGACGGAUAGCAAGCGCCGACCGCAUCGUCGUUGGACCAGGGAGCCCGAACACCCGAGGACAUCGAGCAUCUCCUCUGCCGUCAUCGCGCGGAAUUGCACACCGAGUCGACCGCCCAUCAACAUCGUCGUCGACGGCCACUGGUUACACGGGACCAAGACGUGCCAGAUCUGUGGACGACCCAGCGGCAGAAUUGAAGGUUCAGGCCAAGCCGCCAGUAUUCGCCCGCCCGCUUUCACACCGCCCUGCAGCAAGCAGCAGCGCCUCAUCAGUGCCAACCCGACGGCCAGUCUCACUCGCCCAUCACCACCUCCGGCCUCCGAAGACACUUCCUCCUCCUCCAUCACCACUGCGACCACAUCCCUCUCUGGUCGCUGCAUUGUUGUCGACUCCCUUGCGACACGACCAGCUUGACAGCCGCGUCGCACACAGACAGACGCCACCGCCACAGAUAAAGGACGCACGGGCAGCGCUCGGCAAACCUCCGCAUUCUGCCAGCGAUCAGAUCCUCCCCGCCAUUAGCAGCACCCAGCGCAGGCAAGUGCGAGUCGGGGAUUUGCGCGCACCUCUCUCCACGUCGCACCAAAAACCACUGCUUGCCCUGCCCUGCACCCCGCCAGGCAGGCCUUCGAUACAGACGCCCACCUCGAUCUCUUUGUGCGCGUGGGAGGUGUCGGCCCAGCCGUUCAUACCCGCCUGCAGCACCUCCUCCACCGUCGCCGAGCCCAAGACCGAGCCAGCCAGCAGCACCACCGCCGCGCUGACCGCCGCACGAACGACCGACUCAUCCUCGACCUCCUCGCCACGCACCCAUCCGCCUCCACGCGCGAGAUACACCAAUCCUCGCCUCAACACCUGCAGCCAGCCCGCUGUUGAAGAAGAUACCUCAGGCGGCCUCAAGGUGAGUGCUUGCGUGCUUGUACUGUCCCUCGCCUCGCUGUCCUCUCCCGGCAUCGGCGUGAGUCGCACACCGUCGCCUACACCCACAACGCUGCUCCUGGCGACGGCAGAGUAUUAUACCAGCCUCAUCGCAACGAGCCGGGCAUCCUCCACGUAUGCGUCUUGGCGACGCAUCAACGCUGCCUGUCCGUCGCCGACGCCUCUGCGUGCAUACCCCGACCCGCAAAUUUCAUGCGCCUGCAGCCAGCCGAACAAUUUGAUAUUCCGUCCAUGA
Zasmidium cellare ATCC 36951 is the source of this 1578-nucleotide messenger RNA. RefSeq lists its product as uncharacterized. The coding region runs from base 1 to 1578 and encodes 525 amino acids. Lineage: Eukaryota; Fungi; Ascomycota; Dothideomycetes; Mycosphaerellales; Mycosphaerellaceae. The record is from RefSeq and is a predicted model, not a curated record. The transcript is spliced from 2 exons.